ACAAUUAAAAAUUCGUUCAAAGUGGAAAUUUGAUGUGUAUGAAACAAUUACGGCCCGACCAUGUCGACCAUCAGCCAACAGAUGAACCUGUUCUCCAUGACCAGGAUGGCCCUGACGUUGGGCCCCGGCCUAGGCUUCCUCUUCUAUCUGCAUUCGACCACCAUCAGCGCAAGGCCUGACGUGCUGGACCGGGAACAUCGCGUCAAGGACGUGCCCAGCUAUGCCAUCAAGGAUACGUACGAUUUCGUCAUAGUAGGCGGCGGGAGUGCUGGGGCAGUAUUGGCGAAUAGGUUGAGUGAGAACCCCUACUGGAACGUCCUGCUCCUGGAAGCCGGCCCCGACGAAAUCUCCCUCACCGACAUGCCCUUGAUGUUCCCCACCCUGCAGCAGACGCCCUUCGAUUGGCGGUACCGCACCGAACCGGGGGAGAAGUACUGCCUGGGCCUCAAGGACAAGCGGUGCAACUGGCCCAGGGGCAAGGUCCUCGGGGGUUGUUCGGUGCUGAACGCGAUGCUCUACAUCCGCGGGAACAGAAGGGAUUACGAUAGAUGGGAGUCCUUGGGAAACCCUGGUUGGGGUUAUGACGAUGUUUUGCCAUACUUCAAAAAAUCUGAGGACAUGAGAAUCGACGAAUACCGAGAAGACGACUACCACGGAAAAGAUGGGUAUCUGACUGUCGAACAUUUCAGAUAUCAUUCCCCUUUAGCCGACUGGUUCUUGGAAGCCGCUCGAGAAUCCGGCUACGAAAUAAGGGACGUAAACGGGGAAUACCAAACUGGAUUCACAUUGGCCCACGGGACCUUGAGGGAAGGACUGCGGUGCAGUACAGAAAAGGGCUUCAUCAGACCAGCUGCCAAGCGGCCCAAUCUUCAUGUCAGUCUCCACUCAAUGGUGGAGAAAAUAUUGAUAAAUGAAUAUACAAAGCAGGCGUACGGAGUUGUUUUCAACAAAUUCGGACUCUCGAAGACGGUUUAUUCUGACAGAGAAGUGAUACUGAGUGCCGGCUCGCUGGCAAGUCCUCAACUACUGAUGUUGGCAGGAAUCGGACCAAAGGAACACCUCGAAGAUGUUGGCGUGGAAGUGCUGGUCGAUUCACCAGGCGUUGGAAUGAACUUGCAAGAUCAUGCAGCCCUAGGAGGAGCAACUUAUCUCUUCGAACCUACAGAAGAGUACGAUGAUCAAGUUUGCAGCUUCCAGCUUCCGAAAGUGUUCUCCACUGAAACCAUCAACCAGUUCACACAAGAGAAGACAGGCCCUAUUUACUGGUUACCAGAAUGUGAGGUAAUGGGCUUCGUCAAAACAAAAUACGAAAAUCAGACCGACGAUUGGCCAGACAUCCAGUAUUUCUUCGCCUCCUAUGCCGACAACACCGAUGGCGGCCUUUUCGGGAAAAAAGCGAUCGGCCUCAGCGACGAAUUGUAUUCGGCUGUAUACGAGAACAUCCUGUACAAGGAGUCCUUCAGCAUCCUCACGUUGCUCCUGAGACCGAACAGCAGAGGCAGGAUCAUGCUGAAAGACAAGAACCCGAACAGCCAAGUCCUGAUCUAUCCCAAUUACUUCGACGAUCCCCAAGACCUAAGGGUCAUGGUCGACGGUGCCAAGAAAGCCCACAAAAUAGCGACCGAGACUCCGACGAUGCAAAAAUACAACGCGACGUUCAACAAAUUCCGAAUGCCCGGUUGCCACGAUCUCGACUUCCUCUCCGACGAGUACUGGGCCUGUCAGGCGCAACACGUCACGAUGACGAUCUACCACCCUGUAGGCACGGCCAAGAUGGGCCCCGACGAGGACCCUGUGGCAGUCGUCGAUCCGCGGCUCAGGGUCAGAGGGAUCAAGAAUCUGAGGGUGGUAGACUGUUCUAUAAUGCCCUAUAUACCGAGUGGUAACACCAAUGCCCCCGUCAUAAUGGUGGCAGAAAAAGCCGCUGACAUGAUAAAAGAGGACUGGGGAGUACUCCAUAGAUAUGUCGAUUCAAGCGAACAAGAAACUGAAAAUGAAAAUGGGGACGAUGAGAACAAGAAUGAUGAAAAUAUCGAGCUUAAGACAGGACAGAGAACAUCUGCGAAAAAGGAACUGAUUAUGCAAAAAACACCAGCCAGAAGGGAUAUGGACUAUUGGUGAAGUGCAUGAAAAAGACUCCUUAUUCGAAAAUAUCAACUAUGUUUCUAGACUCUAGAUUAAAAUCAG
This is a messenger RNA of Phaedon cochleariae (mustard beetle), 2187 nucleotides long. The record is from the annotation of a GenBank genome assembly. Lineage: Eukaryota; Metazoa; Arthropoda; Insecta; Coleoptera; Chrysomelidae.